CCUAGGACCCGAGUUGUUUCUCUUUUUAGAAAAUGUCUCAAUAAAGUCCUUAUUUUCAGAGAAACUGGGUGUGCGAUCACUUUCAAAAUGUCUUCUUUACCAAGUCAAGGGCCAGUUCAGUCGACAGCUGGGGCUGUGCCGAUGAAAAAUGAUAAGGGUGACUUUGUGAUGCAAAAAGUGAAAGUUCAGCGAUAUGUCUCGGGAAAGCGACCAGAUUAUGCGCCACAGGAAUCAAGCGACGAGGAAGACUAUGAAUUUGGAUUUGGAAAAAAGAAGCGGACUCUUCCGGAGUUGAAGACAGAGGCUGAGAAAGUUGACAGGAGGUUGAGACGUCUUCAACAGAGGGCAGAUAGUGAUGAUGAUGAGGACAGGAUUGCGCGUCAUCGUCGCCUUCGAGAGCCAGAAAUCCUGGUGCCUGGCGACUCGGAUGACGAUGUCGAGAUGAAGAAAGUGAGCUCUGACGAGGCUGCUGAAGACUCCGAUGACGAAUCGGAUAGUCAGGAUCGCCGAGUGAUGAGCAGACGUAAGGAGGAGGUGAUGGAGGAAAGCGAGGAGGAAGAAGAGGAGUUGGAUGAUGAGGAGAUCGAGAGGCGGCGUCUGCUGUUGAGACAGAGGGCUCAACAGAGGCUGGAGGAGGAGGAGGUUUUAGAGAAGGAAGAGGAAAUGUCUGAGGGAGAAAGUGAAGAGGAAUCGUCAGAAUAUGAAGAGUAUUCCGAGUCUGAUGAAGAGAUGGGCCCCAGGUUAAAACCUGUGUUCGUUAGGAAAAAAGACCGAAUAACUAUCCAGGAAAAACAACGAGAAGAGGAGAAACAGCAUGAACUUGAGGUCGAGGCCAAGAAGAUGGCCGAAGAGAGGAGGAGACAGACCUUGAAGAUGGUGGAAGAUGCCACCAGAGCUGAGAUGGAGGAGGUAAAAACCGUCAAUGAUGCCAUCGAUGCUGUACUCACUGAUGAAGAGAAUGAUGAGGAGGAAUAUGAGGCAUGGAAGGUCCGGGAAUUGAAACGUAUCAAACGCGACAGAGAAGAAAAGGAAAUGUCAGAGAAGGAAAGAAGUGAACUCGACGCCAUCCACAACAUGACUGAGGAAGAACGGCGUAAUCUCUUCAAACAGAAACCCAAAGAAAUCACAAACAAGGCUUCAAAAGGAAAAUACAAAUUUUUACAGAAAUAUUAUCACAGAGGUGCAUUUUUCUUGGACGAAGACAAGGAUAUAUUCAAACGGGACUUUGCGCGUCCAACGCUGGAAGAUCACUUUGAUAAGACGAUUCUUCCCAAAGUUAUGCAGGUCAAGAACUUUGGACGCUCAGGACGAACUAAAUACACCCAUCUCGUCGACCAGGACACUACAAACUUUGAAUCGCCAUGGAUCUCGGAAACCGCCCAAAAUCUCAAGUUCCAGUCGAACAAAGGUGGAGGAAUGAAGCAAAUAUUUGAUCGUCCAAGCAACAAUAAGCGUAAAUGAGGAGCGUGACAUGGCAGAGGACUGUUUAUAUUUUGACGAUACAGAUUGCAUUUGCUGGGAACAGUGUUGGACUUGUGAAGGACAGGAUUAUGGCCCUGAUCAGCGUUUUGCUGCUGAAGCUAUUUAUGGCCUGAACGGCCAAGUGCUGAGCAGCAGGGACAUUUAUUGAGAGCUGAAAUAUGUUCAAAGUGUUGCCAUCUGUAGGAUUUGGGCCAAGCUGAUGUUUCCCACUGCGUAAAGCAUGUUGAGGGAUGCCACAGGCCGAUCACAUGACGUGCUGUGCACGUCAUUUGCACUUGAGCGGACUUGGGGCACGACGUUCUCUGCACGUCGCAGUGAAAAGGUCAAUGGGGAGGCUGAAGGACAUUUUGAACAUGUCAUGGUAGUCGAUCGGUGGAAUGUUGAACUCUGAAGGCAGUUUUUGACAGAUCAUGGUAUUGAUCAAGUGGACAGUUGUCACAAGCGUGCAUUCAUGGAAUUUCGCAGUUUUGGACAGUAACGAAAGAAUUCCUUGAUACAUAUGAGGGAGUUGCUGCUAUUGAUUGAGAUAUAACUGCUGACUGGAGCAGUUCCUUGUAGAUCCUAGCCAGAUGAAGGGGGUGGGGGAUUCAUCCUUUUGGAAUGUCUCUUGUACAUACAUUCGCUUUAAUUUUCAAUAAACUUAUUGUCUAUACAUGUA
Molecule: messenger RNA, 2140 nt
Organism: Lineus longissimus
Lineage: Eukaryota; Metazoa; Nemertea; Pilidiophora; Heteronemertea; Lineidae
Product: microfibrillar-associated protein 1-like
Exons: 9
Coding region: 88-1461 (457 amino acids)
Biological process (GO): mRNA splicing, via spliceosome
Cellular component (GO): U2-type spliceosomal complex
Molecular function (GO): RNA binding
Source: RefSeq, a predicted model, not a curated record